Molecule: messenger RNA, 1239 nt
Organism: Acytostelium subglobosum LB1
Lineage: Eukaryota; Evosea; Eumycetozoa; Acytosteliales; Acytosteliaceae
Exons: 3
Coding region: 1-1239 (412 amino acids)
Biological process (GO): UDP-galactose transmembrane transport
Cellular component (GO): Golgi membrane; endoplasmic reticulum membrane
Molecular function (GO): UDP-glucose transmembrane transporter activity; UDP-galactose transmembrane transporter activity
Source: RefSeq, a predicted model, not a curated record
AUGUCAUCAACUGCUAGAUCUGCUGAUUCAACUUCAUCAUCAUUGGCAUCAUCAAUAUCUGCCUCAACUACACCACCUUCAUCAUCUCCAUCAACUCCACCAAUAAGACAUAAUAGUAGUAGUAUAAGAGAUAGGGUCACGGCAACAUCAUCAGCAUCAAAAGUACAUUCAAACCAAGAUGACAACAACAACAUAGACACAACAACAACAAAUUCGUCGACGACGACGACAACGACAACAACAGAUACACAUCAUAAUUCAGUGCUAAGUAAAGAGCUGGUGUUUAUAAUCUGCGUUGCAGGCAUAUAUGUAUUCUAUUUACUUUAUGGCUUCUGCCAAGAGAAACUGAGUAUUGUUAGAUAUAAUCCAGAUGAUAAGGAGAAGUUGGGAAAUUAUACAGCAUUCUUGUUGGCGCUGCAGAGUUUGGUGAACUACUUGUCGGCAAAGACUAUACAGUUGGUGAGCAAGGAACGCGUUGACAUGACUCCAGCCAUCCAAUACAUUUACACAUCGGUGCUUAUAGUGGCAUCGACCUUCCUGUCGAACAAGUCGAUCUCGUACAUCAGCUACCCCACGCAGGUGUUGGCCAAGUCGUGCAAGCCGAUCCCCGUCCUCGUGAUGGGCAUGCUCUUCUACAAGAAGCGUUAUCCACUCUCCAAGAUACUUAUUGUCGUCACCAUCUCUGUUGGUGUCGCACUGUUCAUGCUGCCCUCCUCCUCCUCGUCAUCAAAGAAGCACACAGCCAUUGACUUGGACUCUGAUCUAUACUUCUACGGACAACUACUACUCAUUGCAUCACUGCUCGUCGAUGGACUAAUCGGACCACAACAAGAGAGCUAUGUUCAUCAGUACAAGCCAUCAUCAAACAGCAUGAUGCUCAACACUAACUUCUGGAACACUAUCUUCAUGUUCUUAGUGUCUGUUGUCAAUGGAGAUAUAUUGCCAGCAUUAUCAUUCAUGAUGCGCUAUCCAGAGUCAUUGGUGUUGGUGUUCUUUUAUUGUAUCACCAGUGCAUUGGGACAGCAUUUCAUAUUCUUGACGACCAAUCGCUUUGGUGCACUGUCCUGCACGACCAUCACCACCACCAGGAAGUUCUUCUCGAUCCUUGCGUCAAUCUUCUGGUUUGGACACUACAUCUCUCCAUUACAAUGGGGAUGCAUCAUUCUGGUCUUUGCAGGCCUAUCCAUCGACAUUGUUCUAUCCAACAGUGGAUCAUCCAAGAGGAAGAAGGAGGCCUAG